AUGCUUUUGCGUCGGAUACUGCUUCUGGCUUCAGUAACGCUGGCAGCUGGGGCUGCGGCUGCAAGUACAGAAUCAGAAGAUACUUUACCUGAGUGCGCGGUAACCUGUCAGAGCCAGUUAAUCGCCGAUAAUUCGACGUCAUGCGCAUCUACCGAUACAACAUGCCUUUGCGGCGACGCUACAUUUCAGGGUAAUAUGACCGAUUGUGUUUCCACAAGCUGUACUCCAAAACAGACCCUCCUCACCACCCGACUCAGUAAUCGCCAAUGCGGCAUAGCUCCCCAUAAGGGACGUCCGGAACUAGACUCAGCCACACUCGUUCCUCUCAUUUUUUCUACGCUUCUUUUCGCCAACAGAAUUGCUGCUAAAUUCAUGGGCCUUGGGGGUGGCUGGGGUCCGGACGAUUACACGAUUAUCGUGGCAUAUGGCCUGGCGGUAGCCAUAUUCGGCGUCAAUGCAACGAUGAUCCAUUAUGGCUUUGGGCAGAAUAUGUGGGACAUAACUCCACUGGACAACAUCACAAUAGUGCUCAAGUACUUCUUUGCCUUUGUUAUAUUGUAUAAGACGCAGAUUUCGCUGGCGAAAAUCUCCGUGUGUCUGUUCUUAUUGCGAAUCUUCCAGUCGAAAUUGUUCCGCUAUGGAGCGUACACGAUCAUCGGAUUGAAUGCUGCGAUCGGAAUCACCUGGGUGUUUACUGAUUCCUUGCGGUGUAUUCCAGUUCACCUGGCCUGGGAUCAAUGGGCGACCGGCGAGCAAGGGACGUGUGUCAACUUCAUCGCGGUGACAUUCGUCAACGCCUAUGUCAAUAUCGGGGUGGAUACGGUCAUGGUGCUCAUGCCGGUCUACGAGGUUUUUAAGCUGAACUUGUCUGCGCGUAAAAAGGCCGGUGUUAGCGUUAUGUUUGCCAUGGGUCUUGUUCUGACCGGUGUUGCAAUUGCUCGAGUGAUUGUCUUCUGGUUCAACCGCUGGAAUACCAACCCUACUGUCCAACUUCAACCGAUCGUGCACUGGUCGGUCAUCGAAGUCCACAUCGCCGUGAUGUGCGCCUGUCUCCCAACAUUCCGAGCGAUGCUUGUGCAUAUUUUCCCCAAGGUGCUCGGCAAUUCAAGCGACCAGUCCUACUACGAACAGAGGAACACGCCCAGCAAACCGCCCACAUUCGGCUCCGCCCAAGCGCUCAGCAAAAGUCAUAUUAACAAGACGGUUUCCUACUCGGUCGACUACGGGGCGAAUAAGAGGCCCCAGAGGCACAGUUUCGUACCGCUGGUUGAAAUGGAUCCACACGACCAUUGA
Aspergillus pseudotamarii is the source of this 1293-nucleotide messenger RNA. RefSeq names its product CFEM domain-containing protein. Bases 1 to 1293 code for a protein of 430 amino acids. The record is from RefSeq and is a predicted model, not a curated record. Lineage: Eukaryota; Fungi; Ascomycota; Eurotiomycetes; Eurotiales; Aspergillaceae. The transcript has 8 exons.